ACUCGCCAGCCGCCGGGCGAUACGCGCGUCGACCGCACGACCACGUUCAGUAAUGCUGUGUUUCGUUUAGGUGCUCGUGUUAUAUUGGACUGAAGUUUUGAUACGAACCGACCAUGCCCGUAGCAACAGGAGGCAUCCGGGCGUUCCUCCGGGAGAACCUCCUCACAUUCCUGACCGUUAUCGGCGUGGUGGCCGGCACGCUGCUAGGAUGCGGGUUAAGGGCUUCAGGACACGAGUUCACGCGGCGGGAAGUCAUGUACUUCCAGUACCCUGGAGAACUGUUCCUGAGAAUGCUCAAGUGUCUAAUAGUGCCACUUCUGGUUUCAUCUAUAGUGUCAGCUAUUGGCUCGUUGGAUUUGAGCCUCUCUGGCAGGGUCGGUCUCCGCGCCAUCGUGUACUACAUGACGACGACAGUCUGCGCUGUGAUGCUGGGCAUCGCGCUGGUCACCACCAUCAAGCCCGGCAUCAGCUCCUCCAACUACCAGCAGCCCAACACCACCAAGGUGCUCACCAAGGACACGCUCACCUCGGACACGCUGCUCGAUCUUAUAAGAAACGUGUUUCCAGAGAACAUUGCUCAAGCUACAAUCGCGUCCUACAGAACGAAGCUCACCAACGAUGGUAUCGAAAAGGGAGCCAUUAAAGGCCAUCCAGAAACCUACAAAAUCGAGGGCGAAUACCAGCCGGGCAGCAACGUGUUGGGUCUGGUAGCCUUCAGCAUCGUGCUCGGUAUUACCCUGGGGAAGAUGGGAGACCAGUCCAAACCCCUACAGGACUUCUUCCAGACUAUGUCGGAGGCCAUGAUGAUCAUCACUGGCUGGGUUAUUUGGAUGUCCCCCCUCGGCGUGUUCUUCCUAGUAACAGCCAAGAUCAUGGAGAUCGACUCGUUCUCGGACCUGGUGGGGCGGCUGGGCAUGUACUUCAUGACGGUGUUGCUGGGGCUGUUCCUGCACGGCUUCGGCACGCUGAGCAUCCUGUUCAUCCUGGCCACGAAGAAGCUGCCGUGUCGGUACAUAGCGAAGAUGGGGCAGGUCAUGGCCACUGCGUUUGGAACUGCUUCUAGUUCAGCGACCAUGCCGAUAACGAUAGGCUGCUGUGACGAUAUGGGCCUGGACCCUCGCAUCACGCGCUUCGUGAUCCCCAUCGGUGCCACUAUUAACAUGGACGGAACAGCGUUGUACGAAGCUGUGGCCGCCAUCUUCAUCGCACAGCUGCGAAAAGUCGACAUGUCAUUCGGCAAGAUCAUUGCUGUGAGUGUGACUGCAACGGCUGCGAGCAUAGGCGCAGCUGGCAUCCCCCAGGCCGGGCUAGUUACCAUGGUGAUGGUACUGGAUACCGUCAACCUGCCUGCCGAGGACGUAUCCAUUAUUCUUGCGGUCGACUGGCUGCUUGACCGAUUCCGGACUACGAUCAACGUGGUAUGCGACGCGCUGGGCGCAAUCAUCGUGACGUCACUGUCCCAGGGCGACAUAGAGAAGACUCGUGCGCUGCAGAACGACCGAGAAGGCGCCAACACACAUGAACUUACGGAGCUGGAGAAGGGCGACCAUUGAACGCCUUUGAGGAGCCAUUAUGCGCGCGAUUGACGAUUGAUAAUAUGAUACCUUUCGGGAAAUGUAUAGUUGAUGUAUUAGUAGGGCGGCCAAAUUGAAGAACCCCGAGACCGCGAUCUUUGUGACGUCAUAGUUAACCCCCCCACAAUCUGAGAAAGUGACAAUUCUUUAUUUCGUACUGAGUAAAGUCUAUCACAUCGAUACCACUUGUCAGCAGUAUACUCUCCAGCCACAUUAACUUUUUUCGAGAACUCUGGCCGCUCUACUAUUAGGCAGUGCCCGCUUAGCGGCUAAGUCGUCGUCUGAUCAACACUCUUGACGGGUUAGUUGACGUCUGGUAUAGUUAAAUAGUUUGGUUACCUCCCUAAGGGUGGUAUGACUGCGCGAAUGACAAUUGAUAAUAGGAUACCUUUCGGAUACCUUUAGGACGCCUUGCGGUCAAGUCGCCUGAUAUAUCAAAACUCUUGACGGGUUAGUUGACGUCUGGUAUAAUAAGUAAAUAGUUUGGAUACCUCCCGAACGGUAUGACUAUGAGAGGCAGUGCCCUCAUUGCGGCUAAGACGUUAAUAAAUCAAAGCUCUGCCGUCGUAGCCGAAUGGCAAUCGUCGACGCCAAACGCAGACAGAAAUGUAGUCUGGCUCUGUCACGACAAUACGCAAGAGCGAUAGAAAUAUCUACGAAACAGAUAUUAUCGUGAGCGUUUGUGUAUUUGGCUACGUAUCCUGGAUGGAAUUUGUGAAACUUUGAGAAAUGAAGUAAAUAUGCAGUUGUUUUAAUGUAAUACGUCUUUGAUAUCAGUAAUCCUUUUUGUGCAACUGUCUUUUUGGAGCCACUUUGUUUCAUAGCAUCUCAUGACCAGUACAUUAAGUUUAUUUUUCCUGAAAAAUAUUGUUACCAUUAUACUCGUAAAUAUCUAAAUAUAUUACGAUAAGUAACUGAAACUUUUAAAUCCCUGAAAUGCUAAAAAAAAUGCGAUCGUUAAAUGCGUUUUGCAUAAUGGCUACCUCCAUAACGGUAUAACCGUUUUGUGUUCAAAGUUAAUUUAACGUUAUCGUGAAAGGACAAUAAUUUAGUUGCUACUAGCACUUGUUAUUGAAUGAAUUUGGUUGUUCUUACCUAAAAUAAGGUAUCGUGUGUUUGUGAUGGUUGGUGUGAGAAGUACGGUUGUAAUUUGUUAUAUUUAGAAGUAUUAAAAACAAAAAUAAAAGACAAAAUACUUAAUCUUACUGAUGAAGAAGAAGAUUAGAGAAAAUGGUCAACGUUUCAAUUAAUUUUUUCACGUGUCACAUACCUAUGACACCACAGUGUGUUUUGACAUUUGAUGUACCAAUUCAGAUUUUAAUAUUUAUUAUAGACAUCUUACACCGGGACAGAAAUUGUUCUAAUGUUAUUUUAGUUUUUGGUAGACGUUGUAAAAUAAUAGAUGUUAAGUAAGGAAUGUAUUUUAAUAGAUAUAUUUAAUGUUGAUGUUGUAUACGUAGUUUUGAUGUUAUACCAAAGAUGUUAACUAUGACCUCAUGGGUGUUCAUAAAAUCAGUAAUUUACCAAUCUACAAAGUAAAAGAAAACCAUGUAUAGUUAAUAUUACUUAUCCCUACUAAUAUUUAAAAUGGGAAAGUCUGUGUGUCUGUUUGUUUAUCCGUCUUUCACGGCAAAACGGAGCGACGAAUUGACGUGAUUUUUUAAGUGGAGAUAGUUGAAGGGAUGGAGAGUGACAUAGGCUACUUUUUGUCUCUUUCUAACGCGAGCGAAGCCGCGGGUAAAAGCUAGUUGUAAUAUUUGACAAGUCGAGACUAUCCGGUUCGAAGGACCAUAAAGUAACAGGUAAUCAAUGAUGAGCUAGUUUGACUAAUACCGAAAGAAAAGUAACGUAAUAAUUGUAUGACAGAUGUCACAAAAAGUCACGUGACCAAUUAAAAUUCCCGUAAAUUAUCUAUGUAUGUUUCGAUUCGGUUCAUGGGACCUAGCUAAGUAACAAUUGCUUAAAGAACACACAAAC
Leguminivora glycinivorella is the source of this 3551-nucleotide messenger RNA. It is a transcript of the gene Eaat1, whose product is annotated as excitatory amino acid transporter 3. Gene Ontology annotation, molecular function: neutral L-amino acid transmembrane transporter activity; L-glutamate transmembrane transporter activity; glutamate:sodium symporter activity. The transcript has 9 exons. The record is from RefSeq and is a predicted model, not a curated record. Gene Ontology annotation, cellular component: plasma membrane. Lineage: Eukaryota; Metazoa; Arthropoda; Insecta; Lepidoptera; Tortricidae. Gene Ontology annotation, biological process: L-glutamate transmembrane transport. Bases 114 to 1553 code for a protein of 479 amino acids.